UAGACAUUUUGUGUUCGCUUUGUAUAUUUCUUGGUACUAUUAUUUUAUUUUAUUUUUAGAUACUAUUAUAGUACCUAGUACCUACUAUUUAGUAUUUAGUAAUUUAUUAAUUUAUAUUAUGUGUGCAAUAAAUUAUUUAUGCCUUCCGUGUGUCAGUUCGAAACAAUUGGGUACUUACUUGUUUAGUGGUUAGUGUCAGAUGCGCCCAACGCGCGCAGUUUGGCCCUCGGAAAUUGUCUUGAACCAUUUAACUGCUUUUAAAUUUUAGUUUUAAAUUAUAAUAUAAGACUACCUAUAAUUAUUUUAACUCAAUUUGAAUGAUUCGACGGCAAUAGUGUACUUAAUAAAAUAUUAAACCAAAAACGAAAAUAUGGCUGAGCUGGAAAGUGAAGAUAGUUCAGAUGGUACAUUAGUUAUUGAUGAACCAAAUUAUGAUAAUCAAACAAUUGAAAUAUUAGAUAAUUCAGAUUCAGACGUGGAAAUUGUUGAACUAGAUGAUGAUAUAGUAGAUAACUCGGAUGUGGAAAUUGUUGAAUUAGAUAAUGAUAUAGAAGAAAAUUCAGAUGUGGAAAUUGUUGAAUUAAACAAUCAUAUAAAUAAUACUACUUCUACUUCAUUGAAUCCUUCAGGUUUAUCCACAAAAGUCAGUUUAACGUGUAAACUAUGCUCUCGAAUAUUUACCACUAACAAUGAUUUACUCAAUCACAUCAGAAAGUUUAAAGGAAGGAUAGGAGGUUGUACCAAUAAACCAAAUAAUACUAUAGAAAAAAGAAAAACAGCUGAAACCCUCGAAUCUGAGCACUCAGUUGUUAAAAAGAAACGCGGCAGGCCACCAAAAAAGAAUGAUGUUGUACCACCUCAAUUUUCUGUAAAUGUUCUUAAACCUGUUCCUAAAACUAUUCCCCUACGUCGCCCUUCAAUACCAGAAUUAUUACCAAUAAUGUUCAAAUCGGUACCCAGACCUACUAUUGCAACAAAUAAUAUUUUACCAUCUCUGCGACAAAUAUUAGUUGAUGAAAUUGAACCAGAAUAUCCAUGUACAAUGUGUAGUGAAACAUUUCGUCAUAAUAUUGGCCUUAUAUGUCAUUUGAAUUCUGAACACAAUAAUGAAACAACUAAUAAAGAAGACCCAAAUAAAGAGAAAAAAUCACAAACUAAAUUGGGUGUAAAAAGGCAAAUUGUGAAAAAAAAUCUUGUUAAUGAAAUCAAGCAGAUAGAAAAUUACGAGCACAUAUCAAAUACCAUUGAUUUAACACUACUGCCAGAUUUUAAAAAGGACAGCUUGAUGAAUAGAAUGAAAUCCUACGUCUAUAGUCCAAACAAAGACCAAGCAAUUUGUCUUCUAUGCAAUAUAGAUUUCAAGAAUACCAAAAAAGCAUUAGCUCAUGUUGAAGAUAAGCAUAUAAUGGAUAAGAUAGAAUGUGGGUAUUGUAACAUGAAGUUUGUAUAUGAAUUAAAACUAAGAAGUCAUAUGGCAAAAAGACAUAAAAUAAUUGGUGUUUAUAAAUGUGAUAAAUGUUCUAAGAUGAUAAAUAAAGAAGAAUGUGAUUCACAUUCAGAAGAAUGUAAAGGAAAAGUGAACCCAAUAAUAAUCAAAAGAGAAGCAGAUAAAUCUAACAGUUUAUAAAUUUAAAUUAUUUAGUGGUAAGUAACAUGUUAAUCUAAUGCUAAAGUAAAGACAUAAUAAAAAGUAAUUAAUUAAAAUAAACAGUCAUAAUAAAAAGUAAUCAUUUAAAAGCAUAUAAUGCCAUACAAUAUUUUACUGUAAGAUAGUUGUAUAUUUGAUUAACUUUUCAAUCAGCAUAUCCAAGUGCCUUAAUAAUAAUAAAAAUACAAUUGUCUAACUCAAGUUAAAUUAAUUGAAACGUUUUUUUAUAAUGUACUUGGAUCAACAUAAUAUUCAUUGUAUCUAUACUUUGUCACAAAAGAGAAUAAUUACUUAUUGUGCAUUGGAAAUGAUGCAACUGGUGCGUCAAGAACCAUGUGAUCACGCUACGCUGGGAAGUUGGUGGGAGAAGCGCAGCACUGACGUAAUUUGGUCGGCCGAUUAUUUUCUUUUGAGACAGAGUAUAGUAUCUACAUAGAUAUUUACUUCAUAUUUAACUCUAUACCAUUACUUACUCAGUAUGACAGUAUGUCUAGAUAACUGAAAUUUUUCUGGUAUUACUACUCAGUUUAAAUAUAAAUUAUGAAAUAUUUACAUAACUUUGUAAGUAGAUGCAUAAAAAACUACAAAAACUAAAUAAAGAACAAAAAGCUCACACAUAUUUGGUUGUAUGUAGUAGAGUAUGAUUGAUAUAAAAUAUUUUAACUGAAACUUUUAUAUGUUUUAAUUAGGUACUUAAGAUAUUGAGUUUUUAGUUUUAUAUUUAGAAUGUUGUUUUUGUGAUAGCCUUAUGGGAAAACAGUUAAUAUGGUAGUCCAUUUUGUAACUAAACUAAAUUAAACAAUAAUUAAGAAAACCAUUCUUUGUUACAACUUGUUGUCAUAUUUUAUACAAACUAAAUAAUUUGUAUGUGUUGGUAAUUAUAGUAUUAUGAAUCUAGCUAAAGAAUUUAUGUAAUCUAAUUCUAUUAGAUCUUAUGGGUAACAUUACUUUUAGUGCUCAAAUUUUAGAUAUUAUAUUAUUUUAUUAUCAAUAGAUAGGUAACUCAAAAUCUUAAACAUUGGAAACAAAACAUUGUUAUUUGAAUACAUUUAUGAAUAACAUUGAUAACAAUGUUUUACGUAUAGUCAAAUGAUACACAAUAUUUUUUAAAUCAAGAAAAUAAUUUAGUUUUAAAUUUUUAAAUUUAAAAAAUUAAUUAUUGUAUGAAAAUGGGAAUCUAAUGUAAACUCUUUUUUAAUAAUUUUACCUCACAAAAAUAUAAUAUUACACCAUAACCUUUAGUUCAAAGAUACCAUUGUGUAUUAUUUGAGUUUUUAUUAAUGUUCUACACUUCUACUAAUAUAUUAUGUUCCUAAUGCAUUUAUUUAUUUUUCAUACACAUUUAUGUGAUUUGAGUUUUAUUAAAAAUAAGUAGAAGUUAAGAAGCAAAAUUAUCAGUUAAACCAGUUUCCACAAUAUUUUAAGGCUUAGUAAUUUUAUUUAAAUAAUGAGAAUUUGUAAUUUGUAUGGAAUAGAGCACACUUAGAAACUAUUUAAUUUCCUUAGUGUUCAUCAAAAUAAUCUUAAAAUCUAUUGUUUAUCAAGUGAGACAUUUAUUUUUAAUAAGUUGUUUUUCUAAUAUUUAUUAUGAAAUGUAUGUGUACCUAUAUA
Myzus persicae (green peach aphid) is the source of this 3259-nucleotide messenger RNA. RefSeq lists its product as uncharacterized. Bases 371 to 1627 code for a protein of 418 amino acids. The record is from RefSeq and is a predicted model, not a curated record. Gene Ontology annotation, cellular component: chromosome. Gene Ontology annotation, molecular function: chromatin insulator sequence binding. NCBI's taxonomy places the organism in Eukaryota, Metazoa, Arthropoda, Insecta, Hemiptera, Aphididae. Gene Ontology annotation, biological process: regulation of transcription by RNA polymerase II. The transcript is spliced from 2 exons.